Molecule: messenger RNA, 1098 nt
Organism: Truncatella angustata
Lineage: Eukaryota; Fungi; Ascomycota; Sordariomycetes; Amphisphaeriales; Sporocadaceae
Product: kinase-like domain-containing protein
Exons: 3
Biological process (GO): peptidyl-serine phosphorylation
Cellular component (GO): nucleus; cAMP-dependent protein kinase complex
Molecular function (GO): ATP binding; cAMP-dependent protein kinase activity
Source: RefSeq, a predicted model, not a curated record
CAGCAUGGGCAGUCACAACAGCACCAGCAAGUCCAACAACAACAACAACCUGUGCCGCAAGCGUCCGAGACAAGAGUGACCAAGGGCAAAUAUUCCCUUGCCGAUUUCGAGAUACAACGGACACUGGGCACAGGAAGUUUUGGGCGCGUCCAUCUAGUGCAGUCGAAGCACAACCAGCGGUUUUAUGCUGUAAAAGUGUUGAAGAAAGCACAAGUGGUGAAGAUGAAGCAAGUCGAACAUACGAAUGAUGAGCGCAAAAUGCUAGGCGAAGUCAAGCACCCGUUCCUCAUUACCUUGUGGGGAACUUUCCAGGAUUCCCGGAAUCUCUACAUGGUGAUGGAUUUCGUCGAAGGUGGAGAGCUCUUCUCAUUGUUAAGGAAAUCAGGGCGCUUCCCAAACCCUGUCGCGAAGUUCUAUGCGGCAGAAGUUACUCUGGCGCUAGAAUACCUGCACGAAAAAAACAUCAUCUACAGAGAUCUAAAACCGGAGAACUUACUUCUAGACCGCCAUGGCCACCUCAAAAUAACGGAUUUUGGUUUUGCCAAGCGAGUUCCAGACAAGACCUGGACGCUGUGCGGUACUCCCGACUACCUAGCCCCAGAGGUUGUUAGUAACAAGGGGUACAACAAAUCAGUUGAUUGGUGGUCAUUGGGCAUCUUGAUCUACGAGAUGCUGUGUGGUUAUACUCCAUUCUGGGAUAGCGGCUCGCCAAUGAAGAUCUAUGAAAACAUCUUGAAAGGAAAAGUUAAGUAUCCUCAAUAUGUUCAUCCCGAUGCGCAUAAUCUUCUGGAGCGACUCAUCACGCCCGACUUGACGAAACGACUGGGCAAUCUCUACAGCGGGCCGGCAGAUGUCAAGAAUCAUCCCUGGUUUGCCGAAGUUACGUGGGAUCGACUAUCGAGGAAAGACAUUGAUGCUCCAUACACACCUCCAGUGAAGGCUGGUGCCGGUGACGCAAGUCAAUUCGAUAGGUAUCCUGAAGAGACAGAAAAGUAUGGCGUUGUGGGCCACGACGAGUACGUCCCCCCUCCCUCCCUCUGGGUAAAUCUUAUCUUGCUGACAAAGCUUAGAUUCGGACAUCUUUUUGGGGACUUCUGA